Molecule: messenger RNA, 1283 nt
Organism: Saimiri boliviensis boliviensis (Bolivian squirrel monkey)
Lineage: Eukaryota; Metazoa; Chordata; Mammalia; Primates; Cebidae
Source: RefSeq, a predicted model, not a curated record
CCUCCAGUGAGUCACUGGACCCUGCAGAAUCUCACUUGUGAAGUUGGGUGAGAUCUCUGCCCCCACUGCCCAGGCCCCAUGGGAGCUGUGCAGACUGACUCUCUUCUGAAGAGUCCCUUGGAAAUGUUUUGAUGGGGACUAGAGAAAGAACUUCGCUUGUUCUUCAGGAAGACUUGACGGAGUCAGACGCUGAGGACCCCAGAGCAUCUGGAGGAAGCCUGAGGGUCACCUCCACCUAGAAGCCUUCCUUCACUACCCUAAAUACAAUGGACCUCUGUACCCACCCCGUCUCAGUGAUGGCAAUGGGGGAACAUUUGGAGUGGCUGCUGCCAUCACACCAGCUGCAGCAGGCAGGCGUGGCUGGGGCUGCUCACUCCAUGGAGCUGGCAAGAGCUCCGCCCCUUCUGAGUCAGCGUGGAAGCUCCCUGGGUGCUGCUGCAGCUGCCCAAGCCAUAGCUGUGGACCCAGGCAUCACUGGGUCUCGGAGCCUGGGAGCAGAUGGGAACCCCACCCUCCAAGGGGCAGCUGCAGCCACCAAACCACAGCUGCAGGCCCGGGGCUCCUGCUCCACGGAGCAGGCAGGAGCCCUGCCCCCUUCCCACCUAGCUGCACCAGCCCAAACUGCAGCUGCAGACUCAGGCAUCUCUGCUCUCUUGGGGACCCUGGAGGGCCCCCCUGCCCUCAGAGGCUUGGAAAUGCCUGUUCCCACUGCCUGGCUUCUCCUGCUGUCAGUGCCCACUCUGAUCUUGGAGCAAACUUGGGGCCAAGCCUGUGAGCUGUCACAGCUCAGCCAGGUGUGCACACACUCGAGGCAGUGCUGAUCCACCAGCCCCCUGCUGUCUCAACCCCCUCCAGAUUUUGGGCACUGAUGGGCAUAGGAGGGAAGCUGGAGGAAUUGAGGGCAGCUUGGCACUGACCUGCAGAUGCCCCUUGGGACCUACAGCUUAGGCACCAUGAAUGGCAGCUGGAGGCAAACAGGUUUCUGGGCAGAAGGGGAUGGGUCCUGGUGAGACCCCACCUUCAGGCCAGGAAGGGCCUGAAGGCUGGAGGGAGGCUGCCAGUGCCAUGGACUGGAAUGCGAACUUGUGGUGCCUUUUCUGGGCCUGCCCAUGGCCGCCCGUGGGCCAUUCAGCAUGAACUUCCUCCUCUCUGAGACCCAUAAGAGCCCCAGGCUCAGCCAGAGCUAAGCAGACAUCUGGAUGACCGGCUGUGGAAGGAACUAUCCACUCCAGGGCCUCCUCCGAGCUAUUGCCACGCAGUAAAGCUCCUCUUCAUCUGGCUCA